UCCCAGCGCUCCUAACCGCCCGCGCCCGCUGCUAGGCAGCGGCGGGGAUGGCGAGCCGCGGAGCCGGGGCGGUGACGAUAGCAGCGAUUCCGCCAUUGGACGAGGAGGCCUGAGGGACGGGCCAGCCUGGUGAACAAGGAGACAGCGAGGCGGGUGGCCCCGAGAGAGCGAGGGCAAUGGAGGCCAGCAUGCCGAAGCGGAAGGAGCUUGGCAAGUCCCUGCGCAUCAAAGUCAUCUCCAUGGGCAACGCUGAAGUGGGAAAAAGUUGUAUUAUAAAACGAUACUGUGAGAAAAGAUUUGUGUCUAAAUAUCUUGCAACAAUUGGAAUUGACUAUGGAGUCACAAAGGUGCAAGUCAGAGACAGAGAAAUCAAAGUUAACAUCUUUGAUAUGGCUGGCCAUCCCUUCUUCUAUGAGGUUCGUAAUGAGUUUUACAAGGAUACACAGGGUGUAAUACUGGUCUAUGAUGUUGGGCAGAAAGAUUCCUUUGAUGCCCUUGAUGCGUGGCUGGCAGAGAUGAAACAAGAUCUUGGACCUCACGGAAACAUGGAAAAUAUUGUAUUUGCAGUGUGUGCCAACAAGAUUGACUGUACCAAGCACCGCUGUGUAGAUGAAAGUGAAGGGCGUCUGUGGGCUGAAAGCAAGGGGUUCCUGUACUUUGAAACUUCAGCACAAACUGGAGAAGGAAUCAAUGAGAUGUUCCAGACCUUUUAUGUAUCCAUAGUUGAUUUAUGUGAAAAUGGCGGGAAACGUCCUUUCACGAAUAGCAGUGCUAGCUUCACCAAAGAACAAGCAGACACCAUUCGCAGAAUUCGAAACAGUAAAGACAGUUGGGACAUGUUGGGAAUCAAACCUGGGGCCUCAAGGGAUGAAGUCAACAAAGCCUAUCGGAAACUCGCCGUACUGCUUCACCCCGACAAGUGCGUGGCGCCUGGUAGUGAAGAUGCCUUCAAAGCGGUUGUGAAUGCCCGGACAGCCCUCCUGAAAAACAUCAAGUAG
Molecule: messenger RNA, 998 nt
Organism: Neomonachus schauinslandi (Hawaiian monk seal)
Lineage: Eukaryota; Metazoa; Chordata; Mammalia; Carnivora; Phocidae
Gene: DNAJC27
Product: DnaJ heat shock protein family (Hsp40) member C27
Exons: 7
Coding region: 177-998 (273 amino acids)
Molecular function (GO): GTPase activity; GTP binding
Source: RefSeq, a predicted model, not a curated record